This is a messenger RNA of Tupaia belangeri chinensis (Chinese tree shrew), 1606 nucleotides long. It is a transcript of the gene AGXT, whose product is annotated as alanine--glyoxylate aminotransferase. Gene Ontology annotation, cellular component: peroxisome. The record is from RefSeq and is a predicted model, not a curated record. Gene Ontology annotation, molecular function: L-serine:pyruvate transaminase activity; L-alanine:glyoxylate transaminase activity. NCBI's taxonomy places the organism in Eukaryota, Metazoa, Chordata, Mammalia, Scandentia, Tupaiidae. The coding region runs from base 178 to 1416 and encodes 412 amino acids. The transcript is spliced from 11 exons.
UGCGUUCUGCCCCUGGGGAGCAGGAGUGCUGAGGAGAGGCAGGGCGCAAGGUGGAGGGCGGCGGCCUGCUCUGUCCCUCUGACUGGCUGCAGCGGGUCCUCCUCCCCGAGGGUUCAACAUCGACCAGGCUCCAGGGGCACCAUCGAACGGCCGCUCUCUGUCCGCGUGGGCAGCGCAAUGCUCCCGGCGCUGGCCAAAGCCACUGCAGCCCUGGGCCCGCGGGUGGCCGGGCGGGUGCGGACCAUGGCCUCCCACCAGCUGCGGGUGCCCCCGCCGCAGCGCCUGCUCGGGCCCCUCUCGGUCCCCAGCCGGCUGCUGCUUGGGCCUGGGCCCUCGAACCUGGCCCCUCGGGUCCUGGCGGCGGGGGGCCUGCAGAUGAUCGGGCACAUGCACAAGGAGAUGUACCAGAUCAUGGACGAGAUCAAGCAAGGGAUCCAGUACGUGUUCCAGACCAGGAACCCCCUGACGCUGGCCAUCAGCGGCCACUGCGUCCUGGAAGCUGCCCUGUGCAACCUCCUGGAGCCCGGCGACUCCUUCCUGGUUGGGGUCAACGGCAUCUGGGGGCAGCGGGCUGUGGAAAUCGGGGAGCGCGUGGGAGCCCAUGUGCACCCAAUGGUCAAGGAGCCCGGCAGCCACUACACCCUGCAGGAGGUGGAGGAGGGCUUGGCCAAGCACAAGCCGGUGCUGCUGUUCCUGACCCACGGGGAGUCGUCCAGUGGCGUGCUGCAGCCCCUGGACGGCUAUGGGGAGCUCUGCCACAGGUAUAGGUGCCUGCUCCUAGUGGAUGCUGUGGCCUCCCUUGGCGGGGUCCCCAUCUUCAUGGACCAGCAAGGCAUCGACGUCCUGUACUCGGGCUCCCAGAAGGUCCUGAACGCCCCUCCCGGGACUGCGCUCAUCUCAUUCAGCGAAGAGGCCAAAAAGAAGAUCUACUCUCGGAAGACGAAGCCGGUCUCCUUCUACCUGGACAUCAAGUGGCUGGCCAACUUCUGGGGCUGUGACGACCAGCCCAGGAUGUACCACCACACCACCCCGGUCAUCGGCUUGUAUGCCCUGAGGGAGGGCCUGGCCCUCAUAGCGGAGAAGGGCCUGGAGACGAGCUGGCGGCAGCACCGGGAGGCCAUGACGCACCUGCACGAGCGCCUGCAGGGGCUGGGGCUUCAGCUCUUCGUGAAGGACCCGGCACUCCGGCUGCCCACAGUCACCACCGUGGCUGUGCCUGCUGGCUAUGACUGGAGGGACAUCGUCAGCUACUUAAUAGACCAUUUCAACAUCGAGGUCACGGGCGGCCUUGGGCCCUCCCUGGGCAAGGUGCUGCGGAUCGGCCUGCUGGGCUGCAACGCCACCCGUGAGAACGUGGACCGUGUGAGCGACGCGCUGAGGGAGGCCCUGCAGCACUGCCCGCGGAGCAAGCUGUGACCCCGGGUGGCCUGAGCAGGCAGGCUGCAAGGCCAAGGACUGGGGCGGAGCCUGGCACAAGCAGGGGCAGAGCUGCUGGGUGGGCGGCCGUCCCCCUCAGGCGGGACCCCUGGGAAAGGCCCUCUGGGCGCGGACCGUGCUGUCACAGCCCUCUGGGAACAAUAAAAGGCUGUCAGUCACCUCUCCUCCA